AUGGCACGGCAGCUCAACUUGGACACAGUGUGGCAAAACUUCUGGAAGGAGGAAUAUCUAAGGGAGAAGAUGUUGCGCUGUGAAUGGUACCGCAAGUAUGGGUUAUUGGUGAGGGCCAAGCAGAAGGCUAAGGCUGCAGCCCGCCUGCCCCUCAAACUGCCCACCCUGACACCCAAGGCCCRAGUCUCACCGCCACCUGUCCCCAAAGCAGUCCCUGCCAAACCCCCUAGCCCUGUCUCUGAGGCUCCUUUUCAGACAGAAAUGUACCCAGUACUGCCUGCAACUCGGGCUCUGCUGUAUGAAGGCAUCUCCCAUGACUCCCAGGGGCGCUAUCACUACCUCAACACUCGAAAACUGGACGUGCCAGAGAAGCGCUACCUCUUCCCCGUCACCACCAACUUCACAUAUGGCUGGCAGCUGGGUACCCCAGCAAAGCAAGAACUGGCCUCCURCAAGAUGUGCCACAUAGAGUCGUUCUUCCGGAAGAAUGGGGCCUUUUCAAUGCUGGAUCCCCGGGAUCUGGCCCUCUGA
This is a messenger RNA of Urocitellus parryii (Arctic ground squirrel), 531 nucleotides long. RefSeq names its product sperm microtubule inner protein 1 (gene Spmip1). NCBI's taxonomy places the organism in Eukaryota, Metazoa, Chordata, Mammalia, Rodentia, Sciuridae. The record is from RefSeq and is a predicted model, not a curated record.